GAAGAGGAUUCGUGCGGGUUGGCUGGUCUGGAGAUGGCCUGUAAUUAUUGAUAUUUUCUUAAUGAAGUUGAACCUCAUGACAGCGUCGGCGGCGAUGUUGAUCCUGGUACGGUCCUGCGUAGUGGUGGCACAGGCACAGUGUCAACUGCACCGUCGUUAAAAGGCCGUGGGAUUCAUUGAGGAUCCCAGUAAAUACAAGUCCCCCCCUGAUUCCUGCCAAUUCCGUUUGGCGCUCGGCGAAGAGAAAAGAAGAGAGUUUACAGACAGUACAGUGUCUCGAGAUCGACAUACGUAAAGCCGUGCAACCGUUUCCAUUCAGAGUGCAAAGUAUGCUGGAGCAGUUCGUGGAACAGCUGUCAAUUCGUAGUAGUGAUUUUAGCCGGCCCUCCUAGGAACACGAUCAACGUAUCUUUUUAAUUCAUUACUUUAUCUCACUUCGUUCGACUCCUUCCACAUCGCCGAGGACGUGAACCUACGGCCCUCAAAGACACGACAUUCGGAAACGGCCCAACAACACCCGGGGGGGAAGGGGGCAAAUCGCACAAAAAUAUAUUUUAUAAUUGGAAUAUUAGUAAUUUCUAAAGAGGUAAAAAAUGUCUACAAGUGGGAUACCUGAACUUUUACAAUAUUCAGGAAAAUCGUGGAAAGAGUGGACACCCCUAGUAACAAAAAACAUUUCCAUUACAACAAAACCUAGUGCAUUGGAGUAUAAAACAAUACCUUUACUACCUCGGCGAGACUUUCCUCUGUAUGGGGAGUUUCCUAAGUUAGAUAAUAAAGUUUUAAUAGAGUGUGAAAAGUGUGGUACAGUUUUAUUACCAUGUGUGUAUCCCAAGCAUUGUAAUAAUCCUAACCAUGAUAAACUGAUAGUGCAAGCAAAUCAAGUACAAACGAAAGGAUCUUCAACCAGCAAGAGUGGCAGGCCCAAUUUUAUACCACCGGGCACGAGCCUGUUAAAAAAGAAAUACCAGCCAGCAAAGAACAAGAAAAGAACUGGGCUUCCUCCAUCUGUGCCUCCACCUCCACUCUUUGCGAAGGCAGCUACUACACCGCCCACCAGGAUACCAGCAGCAGAGCCACUUAUUCCCCCAAUUAUUGUUGCCAAACCAGUGUCUCCCAAAAGUUCCUCAUCUCAUACCGCCCCCUCGUCCUCUUCCUCGAAGCAUAAAAGGAGUAAAAAAAGUGGGAGGAAAACCAAAGAGGACGAGAAGAUCGAUAAGACUGCGAAAUCGACUGCUGAACUUAAGAGCGCGAAAGUAAACCAUACAAAUCAUUGGCAGUCCAGUAAAUCGAAAGAGUAUAAAUUGGUGAUCGACCUACAAGCCACCGUCAAUAGGAAAGAAACGUCAAUUCAAUCAAUUUUGGAUGCUGGAAGCAUCGCUAAACGGCCGAGCAAAAAGAGUACUCGCACCUUCGUUGAGAGAUUGGAUAAGACGAGAGAAGACAGCCAUAGACUUAUUUUAGAAUUGACCGAGCGUCAAACUCAAAUAUUUCAAGAGCAUAAUUACUGCGCGAGAGAAGUUGUCUACUCUUGCCCAUGUGGACAAUCAUGUGCAUCGGAGGAGGCCAAACCACCAACACCACCACCACCACCAACACCACCACCAAUACCAUCACCAUCACCACCCCCCAACUUGAACAUCCCGAGCACUUCAACUGCGACAGUUGAGAAACUUGCGCCAUCGCCGCACCAAAGUGCUUCAAAUAUUAAAGUAGAUAUAUUGAAGCCUUCGACAGCAGCUAUCUCACCAUUGACUGCCACGAAACCUCAGAGAAAUGCGGUUCCUCCGACUGUGCUUCACAUGCCCAUGAGUCCAACGACACCAGGAGUUCGAAAUGUACCACCAAAAUUGCCUGUUUUGAGGCUCGCAAAAGAAGGUGGAGACGCCGCAGCAAAACCACAGCAACGAAAGUGCUACGCAUACGGACAAGAAGUCUUUGACGAAGAAUUCUUUAACAAUCAAGAUAAACGACGUUCCGCUGCUUUUGUCAAGAAAAUACCGUCGUUCGGAGAUAGGACGCCCGUUUACACGUCUCAUCCGAAACCUUUAAGCAUGAUCACAAGGACAGCCAGGAAAGUGGGUACUACGUUCAUGUUGCAUCAUAAGCAUCUUUACCAUCAGCGCAACGAGAUCUUAGGAAUCGCUCGACAAAAUCUCCCUGAUUCACCCACCAGCCAGCUCCCAAACCAACCAUCAAAAUCCGGCGCGCAGAAGAACACCUCCAACAAAAGUCAAAGUUCAACGGUCAAAGUUUCGGUGAAGCGGUCGCCUAGUGAAAGACUAACCAACGAAAGUAAACACAUUCGAUUAAACGAUGUUAAUGGAUACAUCUUACAUGCAGAUGUCAGCGAAUCAUCAGAAUCUGCGACCACCUCGACCAGCCAACUUCAUAACAACGCAGUCGUCAUACAUGAUCAAGUCACGAUUGUGAACAUGAAGUAAGUUCACUUAGUCUGCGAACAGUGGACAUCUAACAGACUCUAGUUUAACAUUCAAACUUGCUAUCUUCGAUUAUCCACAAUGAACAUUACGAAAUGUUAUUAAAUUACUUAUUUGGAAAGUACUAUUCGCAAAAUUAUCUUUGCAUUUAUAUAUAAAUAUGUAGAUAUGUAAUUGGACAUAAAAGAAUGUAU
This is a messenger RNA of Nicrophorus vespilloides, 2635 nucleotides long. Its product is annotated as ataxin-7-like protein 1. NCBI's taxonomy places the organism in Eukaryota, Metazoa, Arthropoda, Insecta, Coleoptera, Silphidae. The record is from RefSeq and is a predicted model, not a curated record. The transcript is spliced from 9 exons. The coding region runs from base 594 to 2444 and encodes 616 amino acids.